AUGGCAGACAAAAAGGACAGCAAGACUCCUAGUAAAGGUGGUUUUAUAAAAAAGAAAGAGAAGAAAGUGGAGAAAGUAGAGAGUAAACCUGAAAAGGAGAAAGAAAAGAGCAAAAAUAAAGAUGAAAAGACGACAAAGAAACCAGAGAAGACCCCAGAAAAUCAACCAAAAAAUGAAGAGAUGCCUCAAGGGAAUGGGGAGAUACCAGAAGAAGCCAAAGGCCCAGUCAAAAAUGAGGAGUUUGAGCUAGAGCCGAUGGAGCUGCCGCCAUUUGAGAUCAUUGUAGGAGACCGAAUAAACCCAACCUUCUUCAAGUUCCAAUUUAAAAAUGUGGAGUACUCGUCCGGGCGCAACAAGACCUUCCUGUGCUACCAGGUCGACAUACAAGGUGGAGCAGCAGAGACGGAUGGCGUUCGUGGUUACCUGGAGGAUGAGCAUUCAGGCUCACAUGCCGAAGAGGCCUUCUUUCAACAGGUGCUGGCCUAUUAUGACAAGUCCCUCCGCUAUACAGUGACUUGGUACACAUCGUCCAGCCCUUGUGUGGCCUGCGCUGCUAAGCUUGUGGAGAUCUUGAAAGCACGCAAGGCGCUGCGCCUUAAUAUCCACUGCUCCCGUCUCUUUGAAUGGGAGGAACCGGAGAUACAGGCCGGACUUCAGGCGCUAGUUAGGGCAGGGUGUAAACUACGCAUGAUGAGGCCUGUGGAUUUCGUGUAUGUCUGGUCUACUUUCGUUGAGAACGAAGAAGAUAAUUUUACACCCUGGGAAGACUGUCAAGAUAACUUUGAGUAUUAUGAUGAGAGAUUGCAGGAUAUUUUAAAGUAG
Molecule: messenger RNA, 822 nt
Organism: Danio rerio (zebrafish)
Lineage: Eukaryota; Metazoa; Chordata; Actinopteri; Cypriniformes; Danionidae
Gene: apobec2b
Product: apolipoprotein B mRNA editing enzyme catalytic subunit 2b
Biological process (GO): cytidine to uridine editing
Molecular function (GO): cytidine deaminase activity
Source: RefSeq, marked provisional